AUGGCUAAUGUAACCACUCGAUUUUUUGCUGACGUUUCUUCAUGUGUGAAAUUACAACGUGCAUGUGAUAUCGUCAGUACGCUAAACGACAGAAUUGAUAUUUCGCUUGAUAGUGCGCGGCAAGUACGAGAAGGUUUGGAAAUUAUUGAAGAUUGGUUUUCCAAAUAUCAUACAAAUUACACACGUUUCCUACGUUUGGCAGUUCCAAACGAACAGUAUUAUUCACUGGAUCACAAAUACAUUGAUUCGUCGUAUGAUGUUUUGAUUCAGUACAUCGUUUGCGGUUUCGGGAACUUAAUAAAAUGCAUGGAAAAGCAUGAGCAAAGAGGUUUGACUCAAGACUUUUCUGUGCAAAAAAUUCAUUGUGGUUAUAAAGCUAUAAUAAUAUUUCGUGAUCAGUACUUAUCUGUUCUUUUGCAGUUCAUUAUUACCACUAUAUAUGGUAAGGAAAUAAUCAGUGGAAAGAAAAAUUAUCCUCUUCAAGCCAAUAAUAAUCCAUUCACACAAAAGAAUAAUAAAGAAAUAUCUAAUUUAUUUGAAAAUGAGGAAAAAUCUUUUUCACUUAUUGAUGAUAACAAAAAAUCAUUCACAUGUUCACGUUCUUUUUCCAUCGUUGACGAUAAUAAGAGUGAUAACGAAAUUAAUAAAAGUAAUGAAUUGGAAAGCGAUUUGAUAGAAGAUAGGGGGAAUAUUAAUGAAUUAGAACCAACUAAAAUUGAUGAACGAUCGCUACCUCUUUUUUUUUUUGAUAACAUCGAAACCGGCGAUGAGAUUUCACCUCAAAACGAGAAUAACUUUGGUAUUUUGUAUCCUUCGAUGUUCGCGAAUCAAAGCAUUAUGGUUAUACGUCAAGCUUGGGAUGCAUAUAUAAAAACACUUGAACAAAAGGUUAGAAUUUCUGAUAUAUAA
Messenger RNA from Dracunculus medinensis (Guinea worm), 909 nucleotides. Lineage: Eukaryota; Metazoa; Nematoda; Chromadorea; Rhabditida; Dracunculidae. The record is from the annotation of a GenBank genome assembly.